AUUUACUUAUUUCAUGUCAACUCCACAAUGGUAUAAUGAGUGAAGGUAUAGCACAUAUAUAUGUGGUGCUUGACACAAUUUUUCUUACACAACUAUUUAAAGUAAACUGUAAUCUUUGGUGUGGUCUGCUAUUCUUUGCAGUGUUAAAAAAGCACUAAAGGCAAGACAUCAAAGAAUAGGGAAACACCACUGUAAUGUAAGAGACAUUGGGAUUAGAUGAUGAGAGUGGAUGUAUAUGCAAAUACACCCAUACAAGCACACAAACCCCAGGUCACAGUGUAUCCAUGUGUCCCUUAAUGUCUGUAUAGAAAAUUGCUAAAACCCUUGAUUGAGAAAUAUAGCAUUUAAAAGAGGAAGAAAUGUGUCCAUGUGACUUAGUAAGACACAGACAAAAAAAUAAGAAAAGAGAAGUGACACAGGAAGUUGAGUGGCUUGUGGUAAACAGCACAUUGCAGUAGCAGUAAGGAUGCUUAGUGCUGUGAUGCAAAGAAGGCCUUGAACCUUCACAGAACGUAUCAGUGUUCGACACUCAGUUCUAUGAAAGUGUUUUCAGUGUGAUCCCAGAACGACAUUUAAACGUUCUUUUGCCUGAAGUGAAUACAGUGACAAGCGAUUGUUAUUUUAACUUCACAAACAUGGGAAACAGCGGAGAGGAGGGAAAACUACACCGAAAACUGUCUCGCAUAGGAAGCAGGAGUCAGAGAGAACCUCCAAGGCCCCCACCUCAAGUGGAAAGGCCUCCACCUGUUGCUCCACCCAGACAACCCGAACCUGCUCCAAAACCUCCUGAGGGUGCAGCAAAACCUAUAUGUCCUGCUCCCAAAGUCUCUCCAAAGCCCUCUGAUGCCUCCUUAAAGCCUAGUAUUCCUCCCAAGCCUCAAAUACAGGUGUUCAGUAGCACAGAGCAUGGAAAUGCCAUACUUAAGGGUCUGUAUCAUUUUCGCUGUGAUGAAACCUUGUGUGAUGUCACUCUGAUGCCUGGCGAUAGCACUGAAACCUUUCCAGUUCACAGAGUGAUCAUGGCUUCAGCCAGCGACUACUUUAAAGCCAUGUUUACAGGUGGAAUGAAAGAACAGGAGCUGACUGAAAUUAAACUACAUGGAGUGAGCAGCACAGGCCUGAAGAACAUUAUUGAGUUUAUUUAUACCUCUCAGCUAAGUCUGAACUUAAGCACCCUCCAAGACACUCUGGAGGCUGCCAGUUUCCUCCAGGUGCUUCCAGUUCUCAACUUCUGCAAUCAGCUACUUAGCAGUGAGGUCACCAUAGAAAACUGUACAGAGGUUGAACGCAUUGCUAACGAUCUUCUUCUGGAGGACGUCCAGACCCACAUACACAACUUUGUCUGUCAGAACUUCUCAGCUCUAGUGCAGAGUGGUCAUUUUCUGCAGCUUUCUGAGGCCAGUAUUGCACAUGCCCUUUCAAGUGAUUCAUUGAAGGGAUUCUCCGAGAUGGAACUCUAUCGCACUGCCCGUGCUUGGCUAGCACAUAAAUCUAGUGAACGCCGGCCUGCAGCCUACACCUUGAUGCGCCACAUUCGCUUUCCUCUAAUGAGCCCUGCUGAACUCCUACAGAUAUCUCAGGAGGACCAGGUUGGGGAGGGAAGCAUAGAGGAAAAGGAAGGCAAGGAGCCAUUCAUGCGUUCUGACACAGCUUGCGUAAACCUACUCUUGGAGGCUAGCAACUACCAGAUGUUGCCGUUCCUUCAGCCAUUGCUCCAGACAGAGAGGACGCGCAUUCGUUCAGAUACAACACACUUACUGGCUCUGGGUGGGGUAAUGAGGCAACAGCUAGUUGUGAGCAGGGAGCUUAGGCUGUAUGAUGAGGAAGCUGGAGGCAUCUGGAGAGCCCUCCAGCCAAUGGAAAUGCCUCGCUACCAGCAUGGUGUGGCUCUUUUAGGGGGCUUCCUGUACAUUGUAGGAGGGCAGAGCACUUAUGACACAAAGGGUAAGACCGCAGUGGACAGUGCAUACAGGUACGACCCUCGUUUUGAUCGCUGGCUGCAGGUGGCUUCUCUGAAUGAGAAGCGGACAUUCUUCCAUCUGAGUGCUCUGAAGGGGAAGCUCUAUGCUGCUGGGGGGAGAAAUGCCACUGGUGAGAUUGACACGGUGGAGUGUUACAACCUGAGCAAGAAUGAGUGGACCUUAGUUGCACCUAUGAGCGAGCCUCAUUAUGGCCAUGCUGGUACAGUACACGGAGGACUAAUGUAUGUGUCAGGAGGAAUAACGAGAGAUGCUUUCCAGAAAGAGUUGUGUUGUUAUAACCCAGACACAGACAUGUGGAGUCGUCGUGCAGACAUGAUGGAACUUCGUGGACUUCACUGCAUGUGCACACAAGAAGACCGACUCUACGUUAUAGGUGGAAACCACUUCCGUGGAACAAAUGACUAUGAUGAUGUUCUCAGCUGUGAAUACUACACUCCUGCAGUUGACCAAUGGACAGUGGUGGCUCCGAUGCCCCGUGGUCAGAGUGAUGUUGGCGUGGCCGUGUUUAAAGGCAGAAUUUAUGUGGUAGGAGGCUAUUCUUGGAACAGUCGUUGUAUGGUCGACAUUGUGCAGUGUUAUGACCCUGAAAAAGAUGAGUGGGAGAGGGUUUUUAAUGUGCUAGAGCCUUUAGGGGGUAUACGUGCUUGCACCAUGACUGUACAUCGUCCAAGUGGGUCUGUAGAUGAAGUACAGUUACAGGAAUGCCCUCUCCAAACAACAAAGAACUGAGGAACAGUGAAAUUUUUUUUUGGCAUGUCUAAAUCAUACACAAGUAAAGUAUAUACUAUAUUUGUUUUACAUUUUAAUGGAGAGUGGAGAAUUUUGAAAAAUUAGACGGGGCCUCUCUAUAAACACCAUAUAAAAUAUACUUUACAUUAUAUGGGCCUAUGAAAUUCCAUUUAAUUUGAUUCAUGUGGCCUUUUAAGUCUUAUGGCCACUCUUGCUUUUGUACCUACUGCUGCUAAGGAGUACAGUAUGCUUAUAGAGUAUUGAGGGACAAAAGUGGAAACUGUCUUUUUUGUUUGUGUGCAUUGUGUGUAUUAUUCUACUCUUUUCACUCUUUGCAUAGCAUUAACAAAACAUAAAGCCUACUUUUUAUACAAGCUCAGAGUAGUUGAAAAGCAUUCCAGACAUACUAUGAUAUCUGAUUAAAACACAUUUACCAAAUGUGUAUCAUUCUGCUGACCACAGACUGUGGUGUAAAAACAAUGGUUUUUAAACUGUUACUUUAAUAUGCCACUUCAGAAAAGAAUUAUUAGGAAAGAAUGUAUACAGUUCAUGCUCUAGAGCUUACUUUGGUAAAAUACAGAAGAGUAGAAGUUGCAAUAGAAUAAAUAAAAAAAACCCUGGGCAAUUCUGUGUUGCCAGUUCACAUACCAGCAUGUUUUCCAGAUGUGCAGGGAAGUGCAAAGACUGGAUUGUUUAAAUUAUUAUUUUUUUAAGUUAAAAACUUGUUUAAGUAUGUUUAAAGUAAAUUCUCACCAGGAAUAACUUAUCUAAAUGGUAACUAUGCUGUCCAUUUUGCUAUACUGUAUAUUGUACAUUUAUUGUUUAUAUUUAGCCAAUGUUAAUUUUCUUUUGCUAUAUUUUGGACAGUUGAAUGUGGCUCAAAUGUGCUUUAUUCUGGAGUUUUAUUGCAAAUAACACAUGGCUUUGUGACAAUAUACAGAACUGGCUGAAGCAGUGAUGAUGUAUAUUGUAUAUUGUAUGUAUAUUGUUUUCAUUUGCUCAAAUGUUUCAUUAAAGCAAUAGCAAAAACA
This is a messenger RNA of Silurus meridionalis, 3742 nucleotides long. Its product is annotated as kelch-like protein 9. Gene Ontology annotation, cellular component: Cul3-RING ubiquitin ligase complex. NCBI's taxonomy places the organism in Eukaryota, Metazoa, Chordata, Actinopteri, Siluriformes, Siluridae. The record is from RefSeq and is a predicted model, not a curated record. Gene Ontology annotation, biological process: regulation of cytokinesis; protein ubiquitination. The transcript is spliced from 8 exons. Bases 636 to 2711 code for a protein of 691 amino acids. Gene Ontology annotation, molecular function: cullin family protein binding; ubiquitin-protein transferase activity.